This is a messenger RNA of Canis lupus familiaris (dog), 2397 nucleotides long. It is a transcript of the gene RRP7, whose product is annotated as ribosomal RNA processing 7 homolog. The transcript is spliced from 7 exons. Gene Ontology annotation, biological process: ribosomal small subunit assembly; rRNA processing. The record is from RefSeq and is a predicted model, not a curated record. Gene Ontology annotation, cellular component: UTP-C complex; CURI complex. Gene Ontology annotation, molecular function: nucleic acid binding. The coding region runs from base 60 to 902 and encodes 280 amino acids. Lineage: Eukaryota; Metazoa; Chordata; Mammalia; Carnivora; Canidae.
GCACGCUCCCGGCGCCGGACUGCAACUCCCGGCGGCCCCCGCGGCUUCCGGUUGGCAAGAUGGCGGCGCGCAGGAGGAAGCGUGGGGCGCGGGACUCGGAGCCGGGGAUUCCGAGCCCCCCAGGUUACUCAGCCAUCCCCAUCAAGUUCUCUGAAAAGCAGCAAGCUUCUCAUUACCUCUAUGUGAGAGAGCACAAAGUUCGAGAAGGCACCAAGUCUUCCUGGCCUCAGAAGCGGACCCUUUUUGUCCUCAAUGUGCCCCCAUACUGCACAGAGGAGUGCCUGUCCCGCCUCUUCUCCCCCUGUGGUGCCGUCCAAUCUGUGGAAUUACAGGAGAAGCCCGACCUCGGCGACAGCCCAAAGGAGCCAAAGUCGAAGUUUUUUGACCCCACACCUGUUCCAGGCUUCCAGGUAGCCUACGUGGUGUUCCAGAAGCCAGCUGGUGUGUCUGCGGCCAUAGUCCUGAAGGGCCCCUUAGUGGUCUCGACAGAGAGUCACCCCGUGAAGAGUGGCAUUCACAAGUGGAUCAGCAACUACGUAGACUCCGUGCUGGACCCUGAGACCUUGAGGGUCGAAGUGGACACGUUCAUGGAGGCGUAUGACAAGAGGAUAGCUGAGGAGGAGGCUAAGGCUAAGGAGGAGGAAGGGGUUCCGGACGAGGAGGGCUGGGUGAAGGUGACCCGUCGGGGUCGGCGGCCUGUACUGCCCCGGACAGAGGCAGCCAGCCUGCGGGUGCUGGAGAAGGAGAGACAGAAGCGUGCCCGCAAGGAGCUGCUCAACUUUUAUGCCUGGCAGCACCGAGAGACCAAGAUGGAGCAUCUAGCCCAGCUGCGCAAGAAGUUCGAGGAGGACAAGCAGAGGAUUGAACUGAUGCGGGCCCAGCGCAAAUUCCGACCCUACUGAGCUGAGCUGAUCCGGGGGUCCCGUGGAGAGGUCUGGAACACUCGUCUCCAAUCUGAGCCCACAUGGGUGGGGUGAAGGACAGUAUCCUCCCUUGGUUCUGGAACUUCAGCAGGGUUGGGGCCCAGUGCUGGCAAGGCCGGUCCAGCAUGAGGGCCUGGCUCACAGGGAGCCACCCGCCCAGGCCACGGUCGCUUCCUUCUGGUCUGUGUUCCCAGCCUGUUCCUAGACUCUCUUCUCCCUUCCCUCCGCGGAAAAGUCCCCAUGAGGAGUGAACAGCCUCAGAAGCAGUGAGAAUACAAGAACAUUUAUUUUCCAUCCAGCUGGGCAGCCACCUGGCCACUCCUUCCUCCGCCCACCACCAGCUUGGUGCAGAUUAUCAGCCACAAAACAGACAACACCCCAAAGUUCAAGCAGUGUCUCCCCCGUGACGUCAACAUGUUAAAAGAAUCUUGCCCCGUGUCCCCACCACACCUGGAAUCCGGAUGGGAGUGACGGGCACAAGGCCUCCAAAGCCCCAGGUCCAGGCUACAGCUAGUGUGGGAGCCUCUCCUUGCUCUGCAGAAAGGCACUGAUGAUGUCAGCCACAUUCUGGGGUUGGUUCAGGUGCACAUAGUGGUUGCCCGGGACUUCCAUGUACUGGAACUGCUGUGGAGGGGAGGGCAUGCUUGGUCAGGUACAGCCCAGGUAAGGGGGUUCUGCUGUGCUGGGGCCUUCCCGGGGCUGCUGCCUCACAGAGGUUUCGAAGGGUUCCCCCCGGGGCAGUGACAUGCUGCUUGUCGGGGCCUGGCUCAGAGCCAGGGAGAAAGGUCUGACUGGGGGGAGGAGGGCUCCAAACCCUGGGCUUCUGGGCCAUUCUGAGUUGUGAGGUUAUAGAGCUAGGCUGGGAACGAGGCCAGCAGUCAAGAGCCCUGCUGGUUCUGAGAAUUGUCAGGGCUUAAAAAAAGAAUACGGAGUCUUUCAAACUUGAUCCUCCGUGGAAGACACGAAGGCACUGCCUGCCUUUGGUGGUGAUGCUGAGAUGUCUGCAGAGCUCCGGGGUCAGGUGUUCACAGCAGGUGAUGGUCACCAAGUGCCAGGUUCUCCCAGGGACAAAGUCUGAGUCCCAGCCCCCACUGAGGAGACUGGUCAUCUGGUCAUCCUAGAAAUUCUAGGGUGGCCUCUAGCCAAAUUGGGCCAUGGGCUGAGGGAAUGUGUGUGGAAAAUAAUAUUGGGAAACUACCAAACUGUUUGCUGUGCUGAGUUCCAUAUGAACCCAGGGCUGCAGGGGCCGACCACACCCAGCAGACCCGGGGCCAGACCAGAGGUUCACAUGCAAGCUGAGGAGUGGGUGAGGACCCUCCUGGACGUCACCCUGGCUGAGCCUCAUGCACCUACCUCUUUUAGGACAGAUCUCAGCGUGUCUAGCACCAAAAGCAUGACACUCUUGUCAGUGAUACCUCUUUCCAUGUUAAAAUAGCCUUGGCUUGCUCUGGAAAGUAAAAGGAUCGGUUCACUU